AUGCGGCUGCAAUUGGUGUACCAGUACAGGCCCAGUUGGCAAUGGUUCCUAAACACUUACGGCGGCGGGGCGGGGGGCGUGGUGAGCAACUUCGCGCUGCUCGACCAGAUCGCCGCCCUUAACUGGGUCGCGGAGAACAUCAAUCAGUUCAAUGGCGACCCCUCAAGAGUGACGCUCUUCGGCAGGGACACAGGAGCGGCUUGCAUCUCGUUCCUGAUGGAGAGCCCCAUUGUGCCCCCAGGGCUGUUCCACCGUGUUGUCAUGCUGUCGGGGUGGUCGCGAUGCCCUUGGUCGUGGGUGACGGCCCCGUUGAGCGUCACGCUGCGCCUGGCCAUGGCCGCCGAUUGCCCCGUGCCUGACGACCCCGCGUCGGCCCACCCACGAACUGUGGCAUGUCUACGGGCGGCGCCACUAGAGGCCCUCAUGUCGGCGGCGCGGAAGGUUGAGUCCCCGGCGUUCAUCCCAGCGUGGGGGCCAAGCGAGGAUGGCGUGGUGGUCGCGGGAGCCCGGCGGGGUUCGUCGAUGGGGCGGCAGCGCGUCGAGGUCGUCAUCGGUUACACGCCGUGGGAGGCGUGGUCGUGGCUGGGCCAGAGCCUGGUCGAGAAGGGCGUCGACAACGUGAUCUUUGAACGGGUGGCGAGGACGUGGGUGCGCAACACGCGCCAUCACCACCUGCGCGAGGUGCUGGCGGCGGCGCUGCAGGAGUACACGGACUGGACGGCCGUCACGCCAAGCCCGGAGGAAAGGCGGAACCUCCUGCUGCACCUGCUGGGCGACGCGGGCGUGGUGGCGCCCCUACACCAGGCGGCCGACCACCUUUCGCGGCACACCAAGGUGUUCAUGUUCCUGUGUGACCUCGGGAACAGGCUCGACGGCCAGUUGCAAGUUCCCGGAUGGGAGCUGGGCCUGAUGUGGGGCACGGGGCUCAGUGACGUCACACGGUCCCCUGGGGCGCCGACGCCCCCCCUCAAGGCCCUCCCGCUCACGCAGCUCUCCGAGGACGUCAUCACGCUGCUCACCAACUUCGCCAAGUCAGG
Molecule: messenger RNA, 1037 nt
Organism: Penaeus vannamei (Pacific white shrimp)
Lineage: Eukaryota; Metazoa; Arthropoda; Malacostraca; Decapoda; Penaeidae
Source: RefSeq, a predicted model, not a curated record